Messenger RNA from Drosophila hydei, 1735 nucleotides. It is a transcript of the gene wcd, whose product is annotated as U3 small nucleolar RNA-associated protein 18 homolog. Bases 118 to 1647 code for a protein of 509 amino acids. Gene Ontology annotation, cellular component: Pwp2p-containing subcomplex of 90S preribosome; small-subunit processome. The record is from RefSeq and is a predicted model, not a curated record. The transcript has a single exon. Gene Ontology annotation, molecular function: protein binding. Gene Ontology annotation, biological process: rRNA processing. NCBI's taxonomy places the organism in Eukaryota, Metazoa, Arthropoda, Insecta, Diptera, Drosophilidae.
AUUAUCGAUAUUUUAUUUAUACAUAUAAGCCAGCCCUGGUUGAAAACACACGUGCGGCAAAAAUAUUUGUGUGGCACGAUUUACGUUAAAUAAAGUCAAUUUAUCUAGCUAACCAAAAUGAGUGAUGAUGAAUCUAGUGAUGGCUUGGAAGACCUUAAAGAACUGAUGGCCGUGUAUGCCAAGCAUGAAGAUAAAGCACAGAACACCCGUUCAUCUACAAUAAAGAGAGAUAGAGAGGAGGCGGAAUAUGUCGAGGUGCCUACUGAAAAGUUGAUAUUCGGUGAUAAGCAGGCAUUUCUAACCAACUUGGCCAAAUCAGUGGGUAAAAAACGCAGGAAACAAGACAGUGUUAACAAAUCAGAAGCUGAUGAGGAUGAAGAGAAGACCGAAGAAUCUGCAAAGAAACGGAAGCCAGCCUGGACAGAUUCCGACGACGAAGACAUUGAAGUGGGUGAUGUGAAGCGACGCACACGACACACCGGUCCAUUAACACAUUUGCGCAAAGACAAAUCCUACAAGGAAUAUCUUAUAUCACGCUUUCAACGCGUCAUCGAACAGCCAAAGUGGGCAUCACUCGAACGAAAGCAGAAGGAGAAAGGCGAUGACUCCGAUGACUCAGAGGAGGAGCAGCUGCUUAAAACCGUAGGUUUUAUUGAUCGCGAAGCCAAGUCAAAAGAGCUGCCUCCCAAAACGUUGCGAUUUAAACGAGCACGGGACUUAAAUCGUGCCACCUACAGCGAAGGAGUUGUCACAAGCAUACAAUUCCAUCCGACUAGCACAGUUGCUUUGGUGUGUGGCGACAGCUGUUUUGCCAAUCUAUAUAGUGUGGAUGGUCAAAAGAACGAGAAGCUGCACAGCAUACGCUUCAAAAGAUUUCCACUCACCUGUGCACGCAUCGCACCGUGUGGUACGAAGGCCUUCUUUGGUUCGGUGCGUCCUUUCUACUAUGCAUAUGAUCUGUUGGAGGCAAAAGAAACCAAAUUGAAACUGCCCGCCAAGAUGAAUCAUUUGCGUUGCUUCGAAGUCUCCCCAUGUGGCAAAUACAUUGCCACAGCUGGCAAAUUUGGCGCCAUCCAUCUGCUGACCAGCCAUACGAAUGAGCUGCUUCACAGUUUCAAGCAGGAGGGUGAGGUGCGUGGCAUGUGCUUUACAGCGGACUCACAGCGUUUGUUGUGUAGCAGCUCUGGGUGCAAUGUGAACGUGUUGUCGCUGCGACAGAAUUGCAUUGAGCAUGCUUUCAUUGAUGAUGGCUGCGUCAAUGGCAGUUCGAUGCAACUGGCGCCCAAUCAACGUCUUUUGGCAACGGGCAGUAACGAGGGUGUGGUCAAUGUUUAUGACUACGAAAGCAUCUACAAGUCGACGACACCGCAGCCAGAAAAACGCUUCAUGAAUCUGCGCACAGCGAUUACGGAUCUACAAUUCAAUCAUACAUCGGAGCUGCUGGCUAUGAGCUCACUUCAGGUACCAAAUGCCAUGAAGUUGGCACAUUUUCCCAGUGCUACGGUCUAUGCCAACUUUCCGGAUCAACAGGACCAGUUGGGCUUGGUCAGUACCAUGGCCUUUUCGCCUCAUAGCGCUUAUUUGGCCUUGGGCAGCAAGGGCAAGAAGGCGCCCCUGUAUAGACUUAAGCACUACAGCAGCUAUUGAUUGAAUGGGUUAUAUAAAAUAGUUCGUAAAUUUACAAUACUUUUUUGUAUAUUAAAAUGAUAAAUGAUAAUACACUGUUCUUAAUUUU